AUGGAAAAUCCAUUCAUUGCUAUCCUACGUGGCAUACCCCCUCCCCCUCUUCUUGCCACUUCCAAUUCUCUCUUCUUAUAUUUUCCCUUCAUUUUUUCCUCCCCUGUUUACACUACUCCGUAUAUCUUCUUAAGUUUUUUUUUUUUUCACUUCUCAAAAGUUUUUUUUUUUUUUGUGAGAAGUGAAGCAAAAAUAUCCAUCUUUGACUUUUUUUAAAAAAAAAAGUUUUUUGCAGCAAUGGUAGCAGAUGCACUGAAUCAAGCUGAGGGGGCUUGGCAAGGUGCCUCAUCCGUGAAUAGCUCAAAGUUGGAAAUUGUGGCUACUCAGGAGAAGGCACCGACUUGUCUUGCCAAUAAAAAUGCUUUAAAGGUUAGGAAGCCUUAUACCAUUACUAAACAGAGAGAGAAAUGGACAGAAGAAGAACACCAGAGAUUUCUUGAAGCCUUGAAGCUGUAUGGCCGUGCUUGGCGCCAAAUAGAAGAAUAUGUUGGAAGCAAAACUGCAAUUCAAAUUCGUAGUCAUGCACAGAAAUUUUUUGCAAAGGUUGCUCGAGAUUCAGUUAAUGAUGGUGAUGAAUCCCUAAACGCGAUUGACAUACCUCCUCCUCGGCCAAAGAAGAAACCUCUGCAUCCAUACCCUCGCAAGAUGGUUGAUUCCCCUGUAGCUAACAAGGCAGUUUCAGGUCAGCCUGAAAGCUCUCCUUCCCCAAAUGUAUCAGGAAGGGUGAGUCGUUCUCCAGAUUCAGUUUUGUCAGCAAUCGGUUCAGGUGUUUCUGAAUAUCCAGUUGCUGAGCAGCAGAACUCUCGCUUUUCACCAGCCUCUUGUACUACAGAUGUACACACUGCAAAUAUAAUUUCUGCAGAGAAUGAUGAUGAAAGUAUGACCUCAAACUCCAGCACCGUGGAGGAAGUCCAUGUUGAAUUAAAACCAAUAUCUGCUAGUACCAGCCCGAUUGCCAAUUCUGACAUGGUAAUUCCUCUUGAAGCCUGUAAUCUAUCUGCUUUACCAUGCUAUUUAGGCUGUACACUUACCUCAGGUUUGUAUGUUCCUUUGCAGGAAUGUGAUAUAGUUCAUAGGGAGAAUUCAUGUAAUGGUGAAAAGCUAGCUGUUGAAGCACCUUCAGCAAGUAUCAAGCUGUUUGGACAGACGGUUUUCAUACCAGAUGCCAAUAACCUUGCUCUGCGAGCUCCAUACAACUGCAACUCAUUGCCAUCUAAAUCCACAGAAAAGGAAAUCAAGAUCAGCAGUGAAGAUGUACUUCACAGCUUCCAAGCUAACCAAGCAAAUUCACAGUUUAUGCUCGCCAUGGUUCCAGGCAAUAUGAUUCCACCAGCUUCUUGGUUGUCUCACAACAUGCUUGAAAACAAUCCUGAGAUUACUACUGUUUUCCCUACUACAGUUUCUUGGUGGUCCUGGUACCAAGAUCUGGUAAAUCGAUCUAUCUUAUCGUGUGACCAAAAAGCCAUGGAGACUGCUGUUCAUUGUCAGGGACCGAAAGAUGAAGAACCCCAAAGAGAGGGAUCAUCGACUGGUUCAAGCAUCGGCUCAGCUAGUGAAGUUGACGAUGGAAACAGGAGUUCUGAAACAGCUGAGUCCAAAUGUACAGCCAAGAGCUACAAGUGGAACAACAGUAAGGGAUUUGUACCAUACAAAAGAUGUUUAGCAGAGAGGGACGACAAGUCAUCAGGAGCUGUUUUAGAAGAGAGAGAAUCACAACGGGUUCGUGUGUGUUCAUAAUGCUUUUUGGUACAGUUUCCUCUGUUAGCAAAUCCUCCUGACCAGCCAGAGGUUAAGUUCUGCACAGCAUUUCAGUUUUAUUAACCAAUGGCUUUUUAGGAGUCUUAGGAGAUCCGCAGACUAUCUAAUUCAGGAGGUCCGAAGUUUACCAUCGACACUGUUAACUUUUUAGUGUUUUUCAACAUUUUUUCAGCUGGACACGAAACUGAGUUGGCAACCAAAAGACGUGCAGCUGCAGUUUUUCCUUUCUACUGAUCGUGUCGCAGUUGUUCUGUAUUAUACUCUUUGCAACUCUUCUGUAUUUUAACUCUCCUAGUGAAGCCACUUUUAUGUUAUCUGAAUAUAACCAAACAUCUCUUUUUUCGUUUU
Molecule: messenger RNA, 2106 nt
Organism: Capsicum annuum
Lineage: Eukaryota; Viridiplantae; Streptophyta; Magnoliopsida; Solanales; Solanaceae
Product: protein REVEILLE 1
Exons: 5
Coding region: 238-1737 (499 amino acids)
Molecular function (GO): DNA binding
Source: RefSeq, a predicted model, not a curated record